AUGGGAAAAAGAAGAGGAGUUUUGAAGAAAAAGGAAGUGGAAAAACCUAGGAAUCAUGAAAGGGCAGAUUAUAUUUUUCAAACAAUGAAUCAAGAACUUCAAGACAAAGCACUGCUUGCAGCCGAAGCACACAUAUUCAAACUAGAAAAAGAGGGCAAGAUGGAUGAGCCAAUUUUUUUACAACUAACCACAAUGGUGCAAACUUCGAAAAGUAAAGAGUUCACGAGAAGAAUGAUAAAAAUUCCAAACAGAUUAAGGACAGUGAAGAAUACCACUAUUUUACUGGUAACAAAAGAUCCUGUUGAUACUUACCGUGUACCAUUAACAGAUAAGGAGGCGGUAACGUCUGACACUUUCACGGAUAUUGUUGGUUAUAAAAAGUUCAAAACCAUGGUUGGUACUUCCAAAAAAGCGUUGAAGACGUACCAUGAGUAUGAUAUGAUUAUAACAGACAAUAGAUUACAUUCUUUGCUCCCAAAACUAUUAGAACCUACCAUUUUCUGUAAAAGCUCACAAAAAUUCCCCUUGAUGUUACAAAUGGCAAAACCUAACCCAGAUGCACAAUUAGUAAAGACAAAAAAAUCAGGAUUCAAGGACGAACGGGUGGAACCUGAAUAUGUUCAAGGACAAAUUAAGUCAUGGUGCCGGAACACGACAUUUGUUCCCUCUACUGGACCAGUUAUAUCCAUCAUUGUGGGUAACCCUAAGCUAUCUGGUUCAGAAAUAAUUGAAAAUAUAGAUUCUGUACUGACUUAUUUGUGUGAUGAAUCUUCAAGGCCGAUUGGAGGUAUCGUUCAAGGUGGAUUUGAGGGGAUAUUGGACAUGCAUUUACGUGCUAAUGAUAAGACACUUCCUAUCAUGAAAAAAUCGUAA
Messenger RNA from Pichia kudriavzevii, 873 nucleotides. RefSeq lists its product as uncharacterized. The transcript has a single exon. The coding region runs from base 1 to 873 and encodes 290 amino acids. NCBI's taxonomy places the organism in Eukaryota, Fungi, Ascomycota, Pichiomycetes, Pichiales, Pichiaceae. The record is from RefSeq and is a predicted model, not a curated record.